AUGGCACCCGAGGUCAAGACAUCUAGGGUCAGGUCAGGUGUCGGGUCAGCUUGUGGCCCAAACUGCGCCCGGGGCACGCUUUCCCGGACUUGCCACUCGCACUGGGCUGGGCCGACUGCCCGAGCCCGGCCUGGGCACUUUUCGCGAGGCCCUCCUGUGGCUCGCGGCCUUUAUUCUUUUGAUUUUGUUCGGGCUUUGGAGGCUUGCAGCAUGUGGUCAGCCGGGCCUCGCCCUGACGUCUGGUGGCUCACAUCGAAGCGCUCUGGCGCUUACCAGGAAGCAAGAAGAAGUAAUGCCCGGAACUUCGGGCCUUCGGAAGUUUCCUUUAUGAUGCCUCCUCUUCGCCCGCUCGAUCCGCUGUCCAUGCGAUCGCGGAUGUGCAUCCUCAGGCGCAGGACCGCUUGUGGCAGCACGCACGAAUCGGUCCGAGCGUGGGAAAGUUUGUGCAGCUUCCGACUUCUCGACCGUGAGCGCUGUCGAUUCGAUCCCUCAGUGCAAGAGAUGACGGAAAGUGAAAGAUUCCAAGCUCAAGUCGGAGAUGGCGGAAAGUAGAUCGUUCAAUUAGAGAUUUGCUGAGUUACGAGGUGUCAGACAUACAAUUCAAGAGGGAAACGAAUAUGGCAUAUAAGCGCAGUCCUCGAGUUAUUUGUUCACUUUGACGUUUAAGUCAUGGAAACGGGAUGGAUAGAGGACCAUCGGAUACAUAGUAGUGAGGCGGUAUUUUUUUUAUCCCAUUGGCUUCUCAAAUGCACAUG
Messenger RNA from Marchantia polymorpha subsp. ruderalis, 755 nucleotides. The record is from the annotation of a GenBank genome assembly. Lineage: Eukaryota; Viridiplantae; Streptophyta; Marchantiopsida; Marchantiales; Marchantiaceae.